Laetiporus sulphureus 93-53 is the source of this 698-nucleotide messenger RNA. RefSeq lists its product as uncharacterized. NCBI's taxonomy places the organism in Eukaryota, Fungi, Basidiomycota, Agaricomycetes, Polyporales, Laetiporaceae. The record is from RefSeq and is a predicted model, not a curated record. The transcript has 2 exons. Bases 222 to 596 code for a protein of 124 amino acids.
AUGUGACGUAGUUACUGUCAUCGCCCGCGUACACUUGCCUUACUCUUUCUCUGAUUGAGAGGGCGUAUGCGGGGCUUGUCUUGGUCGCAAUCCCGCUGUUAUGUAUUUGAUGAGACGCCGUGGAUUUGUGGGCUGAUUGAUGCGUCCACAAAUCUGAGCUGGGAUGUCCGCUCCCCUAUCGUCCUUCCAAUUGGAACUCAGUAUGAAGGAGGUUAUCUUUAAUGAUAAUAAGUUCGCGAGAGACCUCGUUGUGCCUUCACAAAGGCCGAGACAAGGGGACUCGCAGCGUUGCGGGAUUCCGUGUAUUGCUCAUGCUGCCCGCUCCCUCUCUUUUAGGCCCCUGGGUCGGAAUGUCGUGCUUGUCCCUCUUGGUCUUCAUACGACUUUGUAAAGAACACAGAGACAGAGUAGCCUCGUACGGCGAAUGCACAUUAUGCGCGGAACAUACUCGAGGAGUCGCGGAAUCAAAUCAAGAGUGUCGCAUCACAGCCACGGAGCUUGUACGCCCUUUCAUCAGGAAGUCUCCCACCCAAAUUAGAGCGACGGACUCCGCACGCGACGUUCUUCGACUGAUUGCUUGGGGAGAUAUAAAAUGAACCCGGCUGGCUUACGACGCUCCCGCGCUCCUUCUUCUCGACUACAUUACUCGACGGAGACUAGGACGAACUCAUCAGCCAGCGAUAUCCACCACACCGCUG